GACUGCUACCGGCUCCCGGGGGCUGAGGUGGAGCCGAGGACCCCGGCUCUGCCGCGGCUUAGCCGCCUCCUCCUCUGCGCUCGCGCCUGGUGUCGGCUUGGACGUCGGGAAAAGCUGGGUUAAUGAGAGCACGGAGAGGAUGCAGUGUUCCUCUUCCGGAGACACGCCUUCCCCUCCCCCAUCCUCCUUGGCCCAUUACUGGCUGGUCAUUUCUGAAUUCACUUCUGGAGUCCGAGAAUAUAGUAUUUAAUGAAAAGUCCAUGCUUAAGUGGUGAAAAUGGCAGGCUUCCUAGAUAAUUUCCGUUGGCCAGAAUGUGAAUGUAUCGACUGGAGUGAGAGAAGAAAUGCAGUGGCUUCUGUAGUAGCAGGUAUAUUGUUUUUUACAGGUUGGUGGAUAAUGAUUGAUGCAGCCGUGGUAUAUCCUAAGCCAGAACAGCUGAACCAUGCCUUUCACACAUGUGGUGUAUUUUCCACAUUGGCUUUCUUCAUGAUAAAUGCCGUGUCCAAUGCUCAGGUGAGAGGUGACAGCUAUGAAAGCGGCUGUUUAGGAAGAACAGGUGCUCGAGUUUGGCUCUUCAUUGGUUUCAUGUUGAUGUUUGGGUCACUUAUUGCUUCUAUGUGGAUUCUUUUUGGUGCAUAUGUUACCCAAAAUACUGAUGUUUAUCCAGGACUAGCUGUGUUUUUUCAAAAUGCGCUUAUAUUUUUUAGCACUCUGAUCUAUAAAUUUGGAAGAACUGAAGAGCUAUGGACCUGAGAUCACUUCUCAAAUCACAUUUUCCUUUUGUUAUAUUCUAUUUGUAGAUAAGUUUUUAUCUCUCAAUAUAAUUUACACAUUGCCAAAUGGAAUAGAUUGUACAUUAAAUGUUUUGUUUCUUUACACUUUUAUGCUCUGAGUUUUGAAAUAGUUUUAUGAAAUUUCUGUCCUUUUUUUUUCAUUGAAUAGAUUGUUAAUAUGUACAUAGUAUAAGACUAUAUAGAUGAGAUGAUCUGUGUUGGUUUUUUUAUUCUUGAAGACUUAAAGCUUAAUCUGUUCCCUGAGCCAGGGUUGUAUCAUCACCUAAUUAUAGAGUUAACUACUUUGUCUCAGUAUCUCUAAUUUUCAAAAUGUGCAAAAAAUACAGCUCCAUAUACCUGAAAUAAGCGCUGAGCCAUUAAAAAAGGUAUUUCAGCAAGUUGUAAUUUAUUUUGGCUUAAAAAUGAGAUUUUUUUUUUAAAGGAAAAAUGUUUGUUCUUAUGUAUAAAGUGGACUUUUAUAUGAAGAUUUUUAAAAAUGUCUGAAGGACUAGUUUGAAAGCCUCUUUUAAAAACAAUUCCUCUCAUAUGACUUUAUUUGAGAAGGGUUAAUACAUGAUCAGAUAAGCUCAGUUUUAUAUGGUUGAUGUAAAACGACUGUAAGGCAGCUCAGCAACGUGCUUCUUACAAAAGCAGCUUAAAUGGUUCUCUUUUGACAGCCUACUAUUAUCUGACAUUACAAAAUUCUAUAUCAAGCAAGUUUGAGACAACUGCAGCUUAAAAGCAUGAACCAUAUAACAAAAAGUGGAACAAUUAGUUUCAAGAUAAAGCACUUCUUCCCAAAGGGGAUUAUUAUGACCUAGUGAAAAAUUAGGCAUUUCAUCCACUCAGUUACUGACUGCAAGUGUCUUUUUGCUCUAGCUCUCAAGCUUUAGGUGAACUCUUCCUGCAGAAUACAUCUUUAACCUGCAAGUUCUUACUCCAGUCAAAAACUUCUUUUGCUGAGUUUGAAAUACUGUAUUUGCACUGAGUGUAUUCCCGUGAGAGAUUUCAGAGGGAUAGUUGGGUCUUUAUUUCUACUUUUGCUUUCCUUUGUUAUACAGGUUUUGUGUUGUACUUUUUUCCUCCAGAGGGAUUUUUCUAGAGCCUUUUGUUGUAAGACAGAAUAAUAUCAGUGGUAUUAUAUGCAGCUUCUAAUAUAAGCCUUAUUUUGCUUAAUGUCUCUCCUCUCUGAGGAUUUACUGUGCACAGAGCAUGAAGCAGUUGUGGAAUGCUGUGCCUUUGUCUAGAUACCAUCUUGUUUAAUUACUUCUUUCUUUGUUGUUUUUUCCUCAAAAAAAACCUGUGUCUUGCUUCCAACAAAUUUUAAGACUGAUUACUUGUUUCCACUCCCUUCUAACCUCUUGCAAUAAAUAUUACUUCUCACA
Messenger RNA from Orcinus orca (killer whale), 2159 nucleotides. RefSeq names its product transmembrane protein 50B (gene TMEM50B). The record is from RefSeq and is a predicted model, not a curated record. The transcript is spliced from 8 exons. The coding region runs from base 278 to 754 and encodes 158 amino acids. Gene Ontology annotation, biological process: late endosome to vacuole transport via multivesicular body sorting pathway; protein targeting to vacuole. Lineage: Eukaryota; Metazoa; Chordata; Mammalia; Artiodactyla; Delphinidae.